AUGAAUCAGCUCGAGUACAACCCGUGGGUUCCGAAGCCGUGGCGGUUGGCCGUCGACUUUUGCCGGAAGAACGGUGUCGGGGUCACGGCUUUCAAUUCCAUCGGUGGCGGACUUCGGAAGGGCAACUGGAAAUUCUUGCAGGACGACCGCGUGAGGCUCAUCUCAAAGGCCCAUGAUAAAACACCGCAGCAGGUGUUGCUCCGCUGGGCCACCCAGCACGACGUGCACGUGAUCGCUGGCACGUCGAAUCCGGCGCACAUGCGGGACAACCUCGCUAUAUUCGAUUUUGAACUCACUGCAGAGGAGAUGGCCUCCCUCGAUUCUGUGCCAAAGGCCGAGUGGGCUGCACGGGUUAAAAAUCAGAAAGUGCACACGCCGGACCUCAUCCCAUGA
Prorocentrum cordatum is the source of this 393-nucleotide messenger RNA. The record is from the annotation of a GenBank genome assembly. Lineage: Eukaryota; Dinophyceae; Prorocentrales; Prorocentraceae.